CUCUUCCUUAUACUUGCUGGAGUGGAAUUGGCUCUACUCCUUACCCUUGCCCCCACAUUUUUCUUUUCCAUUUUUUACGAGUUCUCUUACAAAAGCCUAAGGCUACGUCUCUGCAAGGACAUCAUGACCAACUCUCCCCCUGAUAUAUCAACUCUCUCCAUUUCCUCCCAGCAACGCCUUCACGAACAUUACGACUACGAGGGCGGCACCAACAGACAGUAUCAUUUCGCUACUUCUCCUGGAAUUCCUAUUCAGUCUCAAUAUAAUCCGCUCACUACUGGUCAAUCUCCUUUGAAGAACAAGCCUCUUCGUGGAAGUCUUCCCACACAAUGGCUCGAUAACGCUCCAGACAAUCGUUCGCUGUCGCCACAAAACAAUUCGGACUUUUCUUCCGCUGGCGGGUCCCCUCCUAUGAGUCAUCUACCCCCUCCAAUUCCAUCCACGACUACUCCCAUCCAGAACCCAGAUGACGAGAUAAUUCCUACUGCCAUCGUUAUCAAAAAUAUACCAUUCAACGUCAAGCGCGAAACUCUCCUUGAUAUAAUUGCCUCUCUGUCAAUUCCUACUCCGUACGCGUUCAAUUACCACCUCGACCAACAGGGUGCUUUUCGGGGUCUAGCGUUUGCAAACUUUCGCCAGGCCACGGAUGCAGAUGCAGUUGUGGCAGCUUUGAACGGAUUCGAUGUUCAGGGCCGCAAGUUAAGGGUUGAAUACAAGAAAGUCCUUCAAGCUAGCGAAAAAGAGCGCAUCGAAAGGGAGAAAGCUUUGCGUCGUAUGAGGUCGAUGCAACUCGAAAAGGAGCAAAUUGCUUCGAACACGGUCACUUCACCUGGUGCCUACGAAGACUAUGGAACGGUUAUCGGGAGUCCAUUCUCUCCCCAACGGUCUUUUUCUUCGGGGUCAUAUCAACAACACCCCCAGUACUCUCCUCCACAUCCCUCGACGAUGCCCGCUCCAUAUAACAUGAAUGCGCCGCCUGCCCCCCCACAAGCUCCCUUAUCCCCCGCUCCUAGCUCCGAUAAGGGAUCCGCUAAUGAAUUAGACCUGAAUGAUCCUUCAACUCUGGAAAUCUAUUCUCGAAUCCUUCUCUUCAAAGACGACCGCAUGCGCGAUGAGCUCGCGUUUUCUAGAAAUCUUUCACCAAAACAAAGACGUGUAGUUCAUCUAAUUGCCCAAAAACUGGGCGUGUAUCAUUACUCUGUUGGUGAAGGUGAUGAACGAUACGCCGUUGUGACACGUAUCGACCCUAACAGGCAACAAGCACCUAGGCAACCCACUCUCUCGCGAGCACCUUCCGCAUAUCUCAAUCCUUCUCCCUCACAAGUUCCGGCCCCUGCUUCCUUACGAGUAAAGAAAUCUAUGCCGGAUUUGAAGACGUUACACUCCCAAGCCCCCCGACUUACCUCAAGAGCUUCAAACGGCAACAUCCGUGAAGGCUAUGCAACAAUUGCGUCACCCUCGCGCCGUAUCUCGAGCGGCUUUGGAUCAUUAUUUAGCAACGGGAAUCCCUUCAGCGGAACAUCUGUUCCCCCCGUACCAAGCUUACCUUCGAGUUUACAGAGUAGUGGCGGAGUAAGUAACGGUCAUGAAAGUCCCAGUGGUGUUGUCCGACAGCCGCGUGGUCCAGGUCUAGGAGGAUUCACUCGACGGGAUAGUCGUGUUGGUAUCAGCGAAGGCAACCAACCUAGAGGUGUGCUUGACGCUAGAACUUACGAGCCCCUAGAGAUCUGAUUUUCGGUUCCUAUAUUCCUGGUCUCUCAGCUCGCUCUGAUAGCCUUCAAGGCGAUGAUGGACGAGGUGAUUGACCAAUAGUUUAGGCCGCUAACAUGUUAUGUUUUUCUUUACUGUCUUUCGGCGUGGUCGGCGUUGGGGUCGAACCUUUGAAUCCGCCAUUACCGUUAGUAUGAUUUUGUAUACUGGUCUUGCCUCUCCAAUCCCUUCAUAUUACUCUCCUUUCAUCACAACCUCAAACCAAAGGCUCGCUUUUCCCUUCUCACCGAAUUCUACUCCCUCACCUCGCGGAUUGUUUGAUUUAACAUUGCUGCUUCGUAUAUAUCAUACCAUAGCUGUCUUACAUUUCUCAGAUUUCACCGCGCCUAUUGAACCUAUGCUCCUAGUUCUACAUACGCUUCUCAGUAAAUACUCGUUUUGUAUUUAUGCACUCCUCAUCUUGUGCACUAUGCUGUACCUAGUCAUGUCGUCUGUAGCGCAGCCACAGUGCUAAACAAGAAAUAGAAUAUGGCGC
Marasmius oreades (fairy-ring Marasmius) is the source of this 2245-nucleotide messenger RNA. RefSeq lists its product as uncharacterized. Lineage: Eukaryota; Fungi; Basidiomycota; Agaricomycetes; Agaricales; Marasmiaceae. Bases 124 to 1731 code for a protein of 535 amino acids. Gene Ontology annotation, cellular component: cytoplasm; nucleus. The record is from RefSeq and is a predicted model, not a curated record. Gene Ontology annotation, molecular function: mRNA binding. The transcript has 4 exons.